CGGAAGUCAAAAAGACAGGUUUUAGAAAGUCGAAAACUAUUUUUGUUAGGGUAAAGAGUCGAUACAAAAGCUCUGCUUUUGGCCAUUAGAGAUAGACAGAGGAGCUAAAAACCCUAGCUUUAUCAGGUUGGAGCUCGUAGUAGUGUUUCAAGGAUUCAGAAAUAGCAGCCUUAGGAAGAGUGAAAAGGAUGAAGGUGGUCGCUUUGGUCAGUGGUGGCAAGGACAGCUGCUAUGCCAUGAUGAAAUGCAUCCAAUACGGUCACCAGAUUGUUGCAUUGGCGAAUUUGCUUCCAGCUGAUGAUGCAGUUGACGAGCUAGAUAGCUACAUGUAUCAAACUGUUGGACACCAGAUAAUUGUCAGCUAUGCAGAAUGCAUGGGAGUGCCAUUGUUCAGAAGGCGAAUACAGGGAUCCACAAGGCAUCAGAAGCUUAGCUACAGCACGACUCCAGGUGAUGAAGUUGAAGAUAUGUUUAUUUUGUUAAAUGAAGUAAAAAGACAGAUACCCUCGGUCACUGCAGUAUCUUCUGGUGCUAUUGCAUCUGACUAUCAAAGACUGCGGGUGGAAAGUGUCUGUUCAAGGUUAGGGCUUGUUUCUCUAGCAUAUUUGUGGAAACAAGAUCAGUCGUUGCUCCUUCAGGAAAUGAUAGCAAAUGAGAUUGUGGCUAUUACAGUAAAGGUUGCUGCCAUGGGGUUGGAUCCUGUGAAGCACUUGGGUAAAGAAAUAGCUUUCUUGCAACCGUAUCUGCAUAAGUUGAACAAGUUGUAUGGGAUUAAUGUAUGUGGUGAAGGAGGGGAAUAUGAAACAUUGACACUAGAUUGCCCUCUCUUUGUUAAUGCUCAAAUCAAGCUCGAUGAGUUUCAAGUCAUUCUGCACUCUUCAGAUUCCAUAGCUCCUUCUGCAGUCCUUCAUCCGUUGGCUUUUCAUUUGGAGAAGAAGACAAAUACCCAAAAUAUUUGUCAGGAAAAAUCAGAUAUUGUAUUUGAAGUGCAGGGAGACUGCUUGCAAGAAUGUGGUGCUGCUCCCCAAUCUGUUGCUGAAGUCAACAAUUUAGUGGGAGUUUUGGAACAUAAGCUUCACAUAUCUAGAACACAGAAGAGUGAUACUUUUUCCAUUUGUUGCUGGUUGCAAGAUUCGCACAAACCUUCAUCAGGUUUGCUAGAAGAUAUGAAGGCUGUUCUAAGGAAAAUUGAAUUGCAACUUGCAGGAUAUGGUUUUGGUUGGGAGAAUGUUCUUUAUAUUCAUCUCUACAUUUCUGACAUGAAUGAGUUUGCUGCAGCAAAUGAAACAUACCUAAGAUUUAUAACACAGGAGAAGUGUCCUUAUGGCGUUCCAUCUCGCAGUACAAUUGAACUGCCUUUAUUGCCAGAGGGUUUAGGCAGGGCAUACAUUGAGGUUUUAGUUGCAAAUGACCAAACCAAAAGAGUUCUGCAUGUGCAAAGUAUUUCCUGUUGGGCACCUAGUUGCAUUGGACCUUAUAGCCAGGCAACUUUACAUAAGAAUGUACUUCACAUGGCUGGACAGUUGGGGCUUGAUCCUCCCACGAUGGUUCUAUGUAAUGGAGGCACCACUUCUGAGUUGGAAAAGGCACUAGAAAACAGUGAAGCAGUGGCAAAAUGCUUUAACUGUUCGAUAUCUACUUCAGCUAUGUUCUUUGUUAUCUAUUGUUCCACACAUAUUCCAUCAUCAGAGAGACUCCAAAUCCAAGAAAAGCUCGAUACAUUUCUUAAGAAAGUGAAGCUAUUUCAUCUUGACAAAGCACGCAUAUCUCCCAUUUUCUUAUAUGUCCUUGUCCCUGAUCUGCCAAAAAGAGCACUUGUAGAAGUAAAGCCCAUUCUUUUUGUUGCGGAGGAUACAGAAGCAAUAAAUGAAACUUUGCAAGACCAAUCUUGCAUGAGAUCCCAUAGUCGUUUGGGUUUUGAGCAUGCAGAGUGGCAUGAUUCUUGUGUUAAAAAAUGUGUUGUUCCUGGGAAGUUAUGUGGGGUAAUCUUGUGUGUUACAGGUGAACUUGCUGUGAAGAUCUGUACUGAUCAUUUAGGUGCCAACCAGAGCAAAGGGGUCAAUCAAAACUUAUCCAAGGAGGAUCAAAUGGAAAAAGUAUCAAGAUUUUGCAUUUAUCUCCUUAAUAAAAUUAUCAUCGAGAAUGGUUUCUCUUGGGAAGACAUAAUGUACCUGAGGUUCUAUUUUCCAACGAGCCUUCAUUUGCCUUUGGAGGCACUAUCAACCAUGUUCACCAAUGCAUUCCUUGAACUUGCUUCAAUGUGUCCAGCGAUUGCAGUUGGAAACGAGCCCAUCUUCAACCUUGUUCCUGUUUUGGGUGCUGGGGGGUCUGCCACAUCCAUGGAUGAUAUUAUCACCUGUGAACUCUUUGCCCAGAAAUCUUGAUUCUGAUUGCUUGAUGCAGAAUGAUUUAUCUGCUGGUUUUUAGUUCAGGAGGUUAGGAGUGAAGAUAACCAAAGAUAAUAGAAAUCAGCCUCUUCAUGCAAGGCUGCUCUAUCCGCUAAUUUUGUGGCACUAUCAAUCCAGGUUGACAGAUUUGAGAAUUCCUCAUCAACUGUUCAUAACUUUAGUCUCAAUGUCAUAGAAUUCAGAAGGAAAAAUAUGUAGACACAGUUUUGCGCAGAAUACAUGUACUACAUUUUUGUGUAAUAAUUUUCUUGUUAGCCUAUGCACAUCCUCCAUACCUCCAGCUUAUGGGGAAAAUGACCUUGUUACAUCUCCCUUCUCAAUUAGUCUAAACUUUUUUUCUUGCU
Molecule: messenger RNA, 2752 nt
Organism: Ziziphus jujuba (common jujube)
Lineage: Eukaryota; Viridiplantae; Streptophyta; Magnoliopsida; Rosales; Rhamnaceae
Product: diphthine--ammonia ligase
Exons: 12
Coding region: 189-2384 (731 amino acids)
Biological process (GO): protein histidyl modification to diphthamide
Molecular function (GO): diphthine-ammonia ligase activity
Source: RefSeq, a predicted model, not a curated record